AUGAAGGGAAUGCCUAUUUCCUCAGUGGCCCCCAAAGUUCCCUCUCUGGAGAACAGCUGGUCUCUGCAGUCUCUGGCACAGCCUCCAGGGAGGGGAUCAGUCAUGCACGUGGGAGGAAGGAGACUGCCACCUGCUUCCAGCUCCCCCAGUGUUCUGCCCAAGAGAUUCUUCGGGAAAGCGAAACCCAAGGCUGCGCCACCCAGCCUGACCAAGUGCAUUGGCACCGUGGACAGCAGAGCAGAAUCCAUUGACAAGAAGAUUUCCCGAUUGGAUGCUGAACUAGUGAAGUAUAAGGAUCAAAUAAAAAAGAUGAGAGAGGGUCCUGCAAAGAAUAUGGUCAAGCAGAAAGCCUUGCAAGUUUUAAAGCAAAAGUGGAUGUAUGAGCAACAGUGGGACAACCUCACCCAACAGUCCUUUAACAUGGAACAAGCCAAUGACACCAUCCAGUCACUGAAGGAUACCAAAACUACGGUUGACGCUAUGAAAGUGGGACUAAAGGAAAUGAAGAAGGCAUACAAGGAAGUGAAAAUUGACCAGAUUGAGGAUUUAUAAGACGAGCUAGAGGAUAUGAUGGAAGAUGCAAAUGAAAUUCAAGAAGCACUAAGUCGUAGCUACAGCACCCUAGAAUUAGAUGAAGAUGACCUGGAAGCAGAGUUGGAUGCACUGGGUGAUGAGCUUCUGGCUGAUGAAGAUAGUUCUUACUUGGAUGAAGCAGCAUCUGCAGCUGCAAUUCCAGAGGGUGUUCCCACUGACACAAAAAACAAGGAUGGAGUCCUGGUGGAUGAAUUUGGAUUGCCACAGAUACCUGCUUCAUAGACUUUCAUCACUGAAGUACACAUGUAAAAUAAACACAUAUUGUGGGACUAGGAAAUAUAUCCAGAUUUUCCAUAACAGAUUUAAGUUCCUUUCCCUUCUUUGAAGGAAAGGUUAAUUACACUGCUCUUUUAUUUUUUUUCCGUUAAGAAAUUCAUUGCUUGGGGAAGCUUUCUUAUACUAAAAUUUGAUUCUUUUUCUCUUAUGAAAAAUUAACUUAAAAGUAUCUUUGGCUUUUGUAUGACUCAUUUUCACUCAUUAAUAACAAUUUGAAAUAAAACCAAGGAUAUGAAAUCUUAAA
Ictidomys tridecemlineatus (thirteen-lined ground squirrel) is the source of this 1114-nucleotide messenger RNA. The record is from RefSeq and is a predicted model, not a curated record. Lineage: Eukaryota; Metazoa; Chordata; Mammalia; Rodentia; Sciuridae.